This is a messenger RNA of Bathycoccus prasinos, 2406 nucleotides long. RefSeq lists its product with no specific name. The coding region runs from base 1 to 2406 and encodes 801 amino acids. Gene Ontology annotation, molecular function: aspartic endopeptidase activity, intramembrane cleaving. The record is from RefSeq and is a predicted model, not a curated record. Gene Ontology annotation, cellular component: Golgi-associated vesicle membrane; cytoplasmic side of endoplasmic reticulum membrane; lumenal side of endoplasmic reticulum membrane. Lineage: Eukaryota; Viridiplantae; Chlorophyta; Mamiellophyceae; Mamiellales; Bathycoccaceae. Gene Ontology annotation, biological process: membrane protein proteolysis. The transcript has a single exon.
AUGAAAAUUGCUUCUUUGUCAAAGGAAAGAAGGAGGAAAAGGAGGUCUCUUUCGACGACGCCUCUUCUUAAAUGUCUUUUCCUUUGUUUCAUCUGUUGUUUCAUCUGUUGUUUUCAAGACGCGCAGGCGGCAGAUGAUGAAAAUGAGUUUCAGCGCAUCACGACGAAUACGAAUAUCAACGACGAAGAGAAGAAGAAGACCAAGAGUAGCAUCACGAGUGGCGGCGGUUUUAGUAAACCGACGACGACUUCUAGAAGGAACUACUACGACUACGAAGAUGAAGGAGAAUCAUCAUCAUCAUCGAUGACUAAUACGCAAACGGGCGAUUUAGGAGCUUUAACGAAAGUGCCGGCGUGCAUCACGAGAGACGAAGCGUUUGGGAUCGAACUCACCGUCGCGACGGGAGGGAGCUCGGCGUUAGAAGGGAUCGACGGGACGAAGAUUUUCGCCCUGAGCGCGUUGUUUGGACCGGAAAUUGCGGAUGAUUAUAACGAAGAAGACGACGACGCGAACGAGUCUAGUAGAAAACCGAUUCAGUUGACGACGCCGAAAGACGUCAACAUGACCGGGUGCGAAGAAGUAGGGAAAGACGCGGCGGAUGCUUCGGAGUAUAAGAACAAGUGCGUGGUCAUCAAAAGAGGCGGGUGCUCGUUCGAAACGAAAGCGCAAAUCGCGCAGAAUAAAGGCGCGAAGUGCGUUAUUAUCGUGAACGACGGCGAGGAUUUAGGAUCUAUGACGUGCGAUUCAGAUUUAAGCAUCGAUAUUCCGGUGAUGAACGUGAUUGAAAAAGACGGGAAGAUGUUAACGACUGCGUACGAGUUGGACGGCACGGUGGAGAUGAGAAAACUAAAAGACGGGACUGAUUUCUACGGAAACGGCGCUUUGCUCUUCAUCGCGGUGUUAUCGAUCACGUUAGGGGCUAUGUUUAGCGUCACGGAUAGGUUUUAUUCUCGUGGGGAUGGAGGAGGAAGUAAUAAUGAUAGUGGUUUUAGCGAGUUGAAUAAUAGCGCGAGCAGCGGCAGUCUGAGCAACAGCAGCGCGUCGCCGUCGCAGUCGAACGAGAGUUCGCCAAGCGGGACGCCAGGGAGACAUAAAUCGAGAGAAAAGAAGUACAACAACAACAACAACAACAACAACAACAACUCGUAUGGGACGACGACAAAUACAAAUGAAGGCGACGACCAACCGUUGAUUGACGAAGAAUCCGGUCGAGUUAAACAGAAAAGAAGACAACGGAGCAGAAGCAGAAGAGGCACGAGCCGACGCCGACGACAGCAGGACUAUUCCAACAACGCGGGCGAAGAAGAGGGAGCGUUUGAAAUCACCGAAAUGUCGGCGGUAUAUUUCGUCCUCUUCUCCUCGUUAGUCUUAGUCGUCCUCUUUUACUCCAUGGACCAUUGGAUCUUUGUCGCGUUUCGAUUGCUCUUUUGCUUAGCCGCGUUCCAAGGAUUAUCGAUGAUGUUCUUUGAAGUGAUAGCUCGAAUCUUUGGCGUGGAUCCGCACAAGACGUCGUACGAUCACACGACGCCGCUUUCUUCCACCAGAAGACGCUCGAACAGUCGCAGUAGAGGAUCGCAAGAAGUGGACGAAGAAGCGACGAAAAACAACUCCGCUUUGAACGCACGCGUUGAAGAAAAUAACGUCAACUUCAUCCUCCUUCCGCUCUUCGGCAACGUCCAUUAUUUGAUGAUUCCAUCCGUCAUUCUCGGAGGCAUUUUAGUCUGCAUUUGGCUCAUGUUCCAAUCCGAAGAGUGGGCUUGGGUCUUGCAAGACAUAAUGGGCGUCGCGUUCUUAGUCAACGUCAUGCGUUUAGUCCACUUGCCAAACUUGAAAAUCGCCACGUUACUUCUCACGUGCGCCAUGUCCUACGACAUUUUCUGGGUGUACAUCCAACCGCACUUGUUCGGGAAGGAGUCCGUCAUGGUCAACGUCGCUCGAGGUGGCGACCAACACGAAUCGUUACCGAUGUUGUUCAUGUUCCCGAGAAUAGGAGGCUCUCAAGGCGAAUACAGCAUGCUUGGCUACGGCGACGUCAUCUUACCCGGGUUGUUGAUUGUUCACAACGCGUUGUUCGAGAAUCGAUUUUAUUCGUCUUCGUCGUCGUCUUCACCAACAGGAGGAAAGGUGGUUACAAAAAUGAGGUACAAAUACUUCGUCUGCUCUGUAUUCGCGUACUCCGUCGGUAUGAUUUUAACCUUCAUCGCGUUAUACUUGAAAGUUGGCGGUCAAGGCGGUCAACCGGCGUUGACGUAUUUAGUCCCGACGACGGUGCUGACGACGGUGUGUGUCGCGUGGAUGAACGGCGAGUUAAAAGAGAUGUGGAAUGGUGGUAAAAGUGGUAGUAGUGCUGAUGAUACUCAUACUAAUAGCAGAGAUACUCAUGGCGAAAGCCAAGCGUUGUUGUAA